CAGGUCUGAGGAGUCCAUCGUGAUGUGAGGAAAGUAAAAGAAAAAUACAGCCUGACUUCUCAACAAGUUUAAAGGAGGGGUUUUUAUACAUGCAUCACACGGUGUAACAAAGCAGGGAAUACCGUGACAUUACUACCUAUCCAGGUUGUGUACCCCGCCCUCUAUCUCUACCUUCCUAGCCUCCUGAAGGGUAUGCCUAUCUGAUAUAUUAUUGAGCCAUGGUCGAGGCAGUCAAGGUUGAAUACAUUGGAUGGGAGGAUGACUUUCGAUAUGCCGAGGAGAAACAGCGGAUCACAGAGCACAUUCAAAAGAUUGCAGCAGACAACGGCUUUACUCAUGCCUGUGUGCAGCGAGCAGAAUGGAUCACAGACAGGCUGGAGAAGUAUGUGUUUACAAGACUGUGGUUUAAUGAGGAUGGAGAUCUCGAAAAGGGCCCCGAGCUCUUUGAGCCAGCUACAGCCAACACAUUAAAGCGAGAAUUUCUCGACAGCGCAAAUGUUCAUAUUGAAUGUGUUUUGGUCCAUAUCCAUAGAGGCCUCAUGUCUUCACGAACCUACGCUCCUUCCCCGUCGACAUUUACCGAGGAUCCCGAUCGAUACCGAAAAAACGCCCUUCAUCCUGUUACCAUCGGGGAUCUGUUUGAAUGCGGGAGAUACAGGAUUGUCCAUAAGUUGGGGUCAGGAAGUUUCGGCACCGUCUGGCUCGGCAGGGAUAGAACGGAAAACAGAUAUGUCUCUCUGAAGAUCUUGUCUGCCGACAUCCCUCCUGACUGUAAAGAGCUUCGGAUCCUACAGGAAAUCACCGAGUCCACGGUGAACCACAAAGGGCGAGAAUUUGUCCUUCAGCUUCUGGACCAUUUUACCAUCUGCGGCCCCAAUGGCCAUCAUCUGUGUAUUGUGGCCCCUGUGGCAGGAGACCGUUUGGCGAGAAAGCCCGGGUUGCCGUAUAAUUCGCUGGAGUGGCCUCGUAUGAUCGGUCUCCAGGUUGCAGAGGCCUUGGGGUAUCUUCACAUUUUGGGCAUUGCGCAUGGAGGAGGCUCCAUAUCCUAUCCCAUGAGAGAAUACGGGCUCACUUGGGAUGCAGAUUGUUACACUUCCAAUAUUCUCUCCCAGCUUCUCCCGUUUGACGAUUGGACCGAAGGAGAGCUCUAUGAUGUGUUGGGACCGCCCAUCAAGCACCCAGUGCGUCGCUUGGACGGGGGGCCAAGGGGAAACAAUGCUCCCGCGUACACAGUCGACCCGGCUGAUAUCGCAGCCCUGGAAGCUCGUUUACACACGGACCGGAUUCUGCUCAUCGAUUUCGGAGCUGCGUUCUAUCACCACGAACGCCCCGAUCGGAUCUACACGCCAGCUCCGUUUGCAUCGCCCGAGAUCGUCUUCGGCGGCGAGCUCACCUCCGCGGUCGAUCAAUGGGCAUUCGGGUGCCUUCUGUACGAACUGUGUGCCGACCGCAGUCUUGUCAAAUUGCUCUUCGGAUGGAACAACGACGCGAUGAAGGACCAGGUGGCCAUGCUGGGGAAGCCUCCCGAGGCCCUCUGGCAGAACUGGGAGAGGAGGGACAAGUACUUCCAUCCCAACGGAGCGCCCAAGGAAGCCCAAGGCAGGCGCCUGAAGGUCCGCCCACUCCCCCUGAAGCAACGGGUACGAAAUCUGGAGAAGCCUCUCGGCGAACGCUGCUACGGAACAGGAGAUGAAGCGCCACUUGCACCAGAUCUCCAGAGCUUAUAUGACCUUCUGAAGAGAAUCCUCAUCUACGAUGCCCGUUCUCGCCUCUCGUUUGAAGCAGUCAAGGCUCAUCCGUUCUUCCGAGCACAAGGUUCUACUUGGUAG
This is a messenger RNA of Penicilliopsis zonata CBS 506.65, 1829 nucleotides long. RefSeq lists its product as hypothetical. The transcript is spliced from 4 exons. The coding region runs from base 219 to 1829 and encodes 536 amino acids. Gene Ontology annotation, molecular function: ATP binding; protein kinase activity. Lineage: Eukaryota; Fungi; Ascomycota; Eurotiomycetes; Eurotiales; Aspergillaceae. The record is from RefSeq and is a predicted model, not a curated record. Gene Ontology annotation, biological process: spliceosomal complex assembly; protein phosphorylation; regulation of mRNA processing.